AUGCAAACAGAGCCUCCAUCCCCACCUGAUCAAGACCCUUCCUUAGUAACCCAAAUCUCAGACUUGCAUGACACCAUUGAGAAAAAGGAAGCUCAGCUUUUGGACGCUAAGUCAACAGUUCUUGAGCAAUUACAGGAGCUAUCAAGAGUAAAAAGCAGCCUAGAUCAGUCCUCAACUGAUGCAAGGGACUGGAAGGCCCAGUUUGAAAGCAAAAGGGUGGCCCUCGAAGCAGAAGAGAGACAUUCUGCUAAUUUAAAGCAAAUGCUCCUAGAGACUCAGAAAAAACUUAGUCUGGGUCAACCCCAGCAAGACCAGAGCGGGCGAAGCUCACCGAGCGAUCAACAGACGCUCCAAUACCCUACCUUUCGACCGAGUCGUGUCCCCAAAGGACAUUCGGGUCAAUCAAGUCCUGACAACACCGGACGGAACCCUGGUCAUACUUUGUCGCCCCUCUCCCAACCAACACCUUCUGGGUAUCAUUCACAAGGGCCACAAUACUCUCUCGGCCCCACAGGGCUAUCUCUGAGCUACCAACUUCAGUCCACGCCUGCUGCUCGUCAAGCGGCAUAUCCCACAGACAGGGAUCUUGACAAAAUGGCUCGUAACAUCACACGAUUUGAACUCGGUCGUAAAGGUUCAGAAGACCCAAGCACCUACUUGAAAGACAUCGACUUCUACUUGAGGAAGUUUCCAGGUGCUCUUGUGGAUGACAAAAUCUACUUGAUCAAAGCUACCUCCAAUCGAGAGGUUAGCAGCUUCAUUGAAUGACAACCCCGUCGGGUCAAGAACGACUAUGACCUGCUGUGCCAGGCAUUAAUUGACAAGUUCUCUGACUCCCUUACACCCACUGGUUUAGCCGCUGCACUGUUAGUCAAACAGGAGAGACAGGAAUCUCCCCAGUCAUACUACAGUUGCCUGCGCCAGGCUUACUUUGGUUGUCAAAAUUAACCUGAAAUGGAGGAAGAUCUAAACUUUAAAACUUUGUUUAUUCAAAACCUCCAUCCGACCACGAGUCAUCAUCUUGGUGUCGUUGCUUGUCCCCGAACCUUAAACAGCAGACAGCUCCGCGAACUGGCUGUAAAAGGCUUCGCUAAACAGCGACACACCCAAUCUAAAAGAUCUGAACCCGGUACUGUCUUGGCUGUGGACACAAGGUCCUAUUCUAACACAAAAGGAGCCUCUACAAAACACAGGUCUGGCUGGGAGUCGAGACAACAGAAUGAGAGAGAGAGCUCCUCCAGCAGCCACCCUUUUCACAGCUUCCCUCCUCAGCUGCUGUCCAAUCAGGCCAGAGUCCUCUCCUGGAAAACAAAACAGACACAGGAACAGCACCUACCACAGGUAGGGAGGGUUACCCACAAACAAAAUGUGCUGAUGAAAAUAAAACAGGAAUCAUAUGACCCCUGGUCAUAACAGUCACCCCUUGAGUCGAUUCCUUUCCUCAUUGGUCAAGACCUCUUAAAACGGUUUGAGCCCCUGAUCGAUUAUCGACAGCUGAAAAUAUGGGCACAGGUCCGCAGACCAUUACCCAUACCAGCAACCGACAGAAAUCAGGCUCAGUGUUACGCCCUGACGCGUGAACUUGCUACAAGCACACCGGCAAGUGUAAGCUCACCGGAGCAACCCUACUUGUCUGACGAUGAGCCACAACAUUGCUCGUGGCCUUUCGAUGACUCAGUCAUGAAAAGAGACAUGUUUUUGUGCAAAUUGGACGACACCAAUGGACCUGAAACCCCCGGGCCAUUGAUCACUGAUGGCGUUAAGUUGAAUGAGAAUCACAUCAACGAUGUGAUUUUGGCUAUUUGGGCUGACAAAUGGGCCAUCAGCGGUGAACUGUAUGACACCUUGUCUAGGGAUGACCCAAACCUUCAGUGUGUUCGGAAAGCAUUUCGCUUCCCCUUGGACUCCCUUCCUCAAGCUACCAUGACCGCUGAAGGCGCCUGUGCCUUAACUGUGCGAUGGAACAAAAGGGAGAUGACUCACCACUUCUUGGUCAUCCCAGACCUACCACAUCAUGUCUACAUGGGAAGUGAUAUACUGGUCAGGUUGGCAGUCCAAGUUGAUACCAUUAACAACGUUAACGCUCUUAGCCGAGGCAGACGCCCUGAACGGCGAAGAGGAGUGUGA
This is a messenger RNA of Xyrichtys novacula (pearly razorfish), 2127 nucleotides long. The record is from the annotation of a GenBank genome assembly. NCBI's taxonomy places the organism in Eukaryota, Metazoa, Chordata, Actinopteri, Labriformes, Labridae.